AUGAUCCCACGUUGCUCCGUAUGGAUUUCGGAGAACGGAUGGAUAACAAGGUCACCGUGCGCCACAGACAACGCCACAACUAUGAUUGGAUGUCAGGCCAUAUGUGCAGCCGACACGCGACCAGACAACCACGAAGCAUAAUCGCAGUUCUGCAAUAAUCUGAUCUUCGCAAUAUGUGUAGUACAGAGCAAGAGUCACAGAUAGUGAGUGUUUUGAGGCUUAUCGCAAACAGUCAGAGUCUCAAAUAGCCCGCUGAGUCACUCGUCGCGGGGCAUAAUUGGACAGCCCCGCGCUACCUUUCCACAAUUUCAAAGAACACACAACAGCGACUACACUUCUACUUUUCCGCGCAGCAACCCCCCCGCGCCAAUUGCAGUCGCCAUGGCGGAAUCCACAUACUACAUCGACGAAGACGUCGGCCAGGACAUCGACACGGCCGGCGCUGAGAGUACCCCCUUCAAGUCGCUCGGUUUCGGCGUCCUCACCCACGGCGAGUCCCACAAGUUCCUCACGCGCAAGAGCGUCACCGGCGAGGUGCCCGAAGGCUCGGACGCUUCGGCGCGUCUAGAAUGGAAGCCCGCCGCCAAAGCCGCCAUGAAGAAGGCCGUCAACUUCGCAAAGGCGCAAAAGAAGAAGGCAGAGAAGGCGGGGGAGCUGGAAGCACAGCAGGCAAAGCUUCUGGCAGAUCGCACCAAGGUCCUCGACGAGGCAAAGAAGAUCACACUUGAGGAGGACAAGAGCCUGCCUGCACCCCUUAGGAUCAAGCUCGACGAGACAGACCCGCAGAAGGUCACGCUGGGCGAUGGAAAGGAGAAGAAGGGGACGAGGGUGCGCAUAUUCGGAAGGGUGCAUCGCGAGCGGAGGCAGAAGGAGAACAUGUUCAUCACGUUGAGGGAUGGCUAUGGCUUCAUGCAGGUCAUUCUCCAGGGCCAGCUUGCGAAGACAUACGACGCCCUCACACUGACCCGUGAGACGAGCAUGGAAAUCCUCGGCGAGCUCAGGGAGGUCCCAGAAGGAGCCCACGCGCCCAACGGACGAGAGCUACAUGCGGACUACUACAAGAUUCACCCUGGUUGGCAGGCAGCUGGUGGUGACGACGCCAUCACCAACCGUGUCUCCAAGGACACCGAGCACGCAACAUUGCUCGACCUUAGGCAUCUUACGCUUCGUGGCGAGACGGCGUCAAAGGUCUUGAUUGUGCGAGAUGCUGUAGAGUGGGCUUUCCACGUUGCAUACAAGGAGCUCCGAUUCCGCAAAGUGAGCCCUCCAGCACUCGUGCAAACCAUGGUCGAAGGUGGUGCCACUCUGUUCGGCCUCCCGUACUAUAACGAAGAAGCCUUCUUGACCCAAUCGUCACAACUCUACCUCGAGACCUGCCUACCGUCAAUGGGUGACGUCUACUGCAUCGAGAAAUCUUUCCGUGCUGAGAAGUCCCUGACCCGACGGCAUCUGGCAGAAUACACUCACGUCGAGGCUGAGCUUGACUUUGUCCACUUCGACGACCUGCUCGACCAUCUGGAGACCCUCAUGUGCCGUGUCCUUGAGGUCGCCCUCGAGGACCCUACGAUCAAGCAGUACGUCAAGGAUCUCAACCCCGAGUUCCAGAUGCCCGAGCGACCGUUCAAGCGCAUGAAGUACUCUGAAGCCAUCGACUGGCUCGUUGAGCACAACAUUGAGAACGAGGAUGGCGAGCCCCACAAGUUCGGAGAUGACAUUGCCGAAGCUGCUGAGCGCAAGAUGACUGACAUCAUCAACCGGCCAAUCUUCCUCACGCAUUUCCCUACCGAGAUCAAGGCCUUCUACAUGCUCAAGGACAAGGAAGACCCGCGGGUGACGGAGAGUGUUGACUGCUUGAUGCCUGGCGUCGGUGAAAUUGUGGGCGGCAGCAUGAGAAUUGACCAGCACGAGGAGUUGAUGGCUGCGUUCAAGAGGGAGGGCAUCGAUCCUUCCAGCUACUACUGGUACACGGAUCAACGAAAGUACGGCAGCUCUCCCCAUGGCGGCUACGGUCUCGGUCUCGAGCGCUUCCUUGCAUGGCUCUGCAAGCAGCACACCGUCCGCGAUACUUGCCUAUAUCCCCGCUACUUCGGUCGCUGCAAGCCGUAGACAGCGUAUCAUCUACGCUUCUCCCUUUCUUUUCCUUGCCCAGCCCAAGCAAGACCUUUUCAUCCCAUAGAAACAGCGGCAUAGCUCCAC
Paraphaeosphaeria sporulosa is the source of this 2196-nucleotide messenger RNA. Its product is annotated as asparaginyl-tRNA synthetase. Gene Ontology annotation, molecular function: nucleic acid binding; asparagine-tRNA ligase activity; ATP binding. Lineage: Eukaryota; Fungi; Ascomycota; Dothideomycetes; Pleosporales; Didymosphaeriaceae. Gene Ontology annotation, biological process: asparaginyl-tRNA aminoacylation. Bases 382 to 2106 code for a protein of 574 amino acids. The record is from RefSeq and is a predicted model, not a curated record. Gene Ontology annotation, cellular component: cytoplasm. The transcript has 3 exons.